GAAAGUCUGUUUUCAACACAGGACGAUAAUGGAGGCGCCCGAUGAGGUGGAAAGUCCAGAUUACCCCUUGGAGGAGACCAAGCGAGCCAAGGACGAUGCUGAGAUGGUGGUCUCCGAAGAAGCGAUCACGUUCCUGUCCCUCAUUGAGCCUGUGGAGCUGUCAAAAUGUGUGUUUGCGGACUCUCUGGUGACCAUGUCAGAAGGGGGUCGAGACAUCGGGAGGUUCUGCGUGUCAGUGGAGUUUGCCCACAGAGCCCAUCAACCAUGUAUGCUGGUUCAUGCUCAAAGCCAGGGGGCCAUCGACAACUCCCCGUGUGGAACAACGGUGACAGCCUACCUAACUGCUGACCUCGAGGUGCUGGAGGAGGACCACCACGAGUAUGUCAAGCUUGAUGACCACAUUUUGGACAAGCGGUGUCACAUGGUGCAAUGUGAUGGACAAAUGAGCAUUGAUAAAGUCACCACUGAUGGAAAGGAGGUGACAAGAGACAGUGUUUCAUAUUCCAUGGAUGCCCUCAGAGGCCUUGUAACGGAGGGUUCCAACUUCUUGCUCAUGCGUCUUAUUGUGUUGAGGAAGAAAGUCCCAGAGCAUAUGAAUUUCAUCUCUUUUGACCAGAAAUUAGGCAUCAGAUGGACGACUUUUCGAGGACUAGAAGAGGAACAGAUGGAGAUUGAGGGGGAGACUGUGGAGGUCUUUGGAGUGGAGAGAAUUGUUCAUUCUGUGGAUGAAAGCCCUACAACAUGGCAGUGUUACUUUUUACCUGAUGGGCAUCUUGCUAGCAGAUUGCAGGUGGGCUCUCCAGUUGUGAUGAAACUACUGCAGUUGCCAUCACAGAAAGAGGAAGCUUAUCACAAAAUGCCCCUGGUGUGGGAAGAAGAUAUACAAAUGCGUUCAAAGUUCUUGGACAGAAAGGAGGAGCUGAAGGCUGAUCAUGCGUCAUACUUAAAAGCACACCCAGAAAUCCGUGCGCUCAUUUCUGACUUCCUGCAAUUUUUACUACUCAAGAAACCAAAUGAUGUCUUCCAGUUUGCCAGAGAAUACUUCCGCCCCUUCACCUUGGACACGAGCCAAGAUAGCUGAUCACACUGGAAUCUCACAUUCUCACAAUAACAUUUGUAUAACUGCUGUUCACUAAUCAUCAUUGGCUACCUUUAUUUUAUUUGAGUGACAUAUGGCAUUAGUGUGUGAUUUAAAGAAAGAGUGUUUCUCAGAUACUUUGUGAUCGUUAAAGCUGCAGCACGUAACUACUUUAUAUUUUUCAUUAAAAUUAUCCACACUGGG
Molecule: messenger RNA, 1282 nt
Organism: Syngnathus acus (greater pipefish)
Lineage: Eukaryota; Metazoa; Chordata; Actinopteri; Syngnathiformes; Syngnathidae
Product: ciliogenesis associated TTC17 interacting protein
Exons: 9
Coding region: 29-1081 (350 amino acids)
Biological process (GO): cilium organization; actin filament polymerization
Source: RefSeq, a predicted model, not a curated record